Molecule: messenger RNA, 1407 nt
Organism: Procambarus clarkii (red swamp crayfish)
Lineage: Eukaryota; Metazoa; Arthropoda; Malacostraca; Decapoda; Cambaridae
Product: proteoglycan 4-like
Molecular function (GO): nucleic acid binding
Source: RefSeq, a predicted model, not a curated record
AUGACUACGUCAGACCCAGUCGUCAAGACCAGGCCAGACCCGGUCGUCAAGACUACGCCAGACCCGGUCGUCAAGAGUCAAGACCAUGCUAGACCCGGUCAAGACCACACCAGAACCGGUCAUCAAGACCACGCCAGACCCGGUCGUCAAGAGUCAAGACCAGGCCAGACCCUGUCGUCAAGAGUCAAGACCACGCCAGACCCGGUCGUCAAGAGUCAAGACCACGCCAGACCCAGUCGUCAAGAGUCAAGACCACGCCAGACCCGGUCGUCAAGAGUCAAGACCACGCCAGACCCGGUCGUCAAGAGUCAAGACCACGCCAGACCCGGUCGUCAAGAAUCAAGACCACGCCAGACCUGGUUGUCAAGAGUCAAGACCAUGCUAGACCCGGUCGUCAAGACCAAGCCAGACCCGGUGGUCAAGAGUCAAAACCAUACCACGCCAGACCCGGCCGUUAAGACCACGCCAGACCCGGCCGUUAAGACCACGCCAGACCCGGUCGUCAGGACCACGCCAGACCCGGUCGUCAGGACCACGCCAGACCCGGCCGUUAAGACCACGCCAGACCCGGCCGUUAAGACCACGCCAGACCCGGCCGUUAAGACCACGCCAGACCCGGCCGUUAAGACCACGCCAGACCCGGCCGUUAAGACCUCGCCAGACCCGGCCGUUAAGACCACGCCAGACCCGGCCGUUAAGACCUCGCCAGACCCGGCCGUUAAGACCACGCCAGACCCGGCCGUUAAGAACACGCCAGACCCGGCCGUUAAGACCACGCCAGACCCGCCCGUUAAGACCACGCCAGACCCGCCCGUUAAGACCACGCCAGACGCGCCCGUUAAGACCACGCCAGACCCGGCCGUUAAGACCACGCCAGACCCGGCCGUUAAGACCACGCCAGACCCGCCCAUUAAGACCACGCCAGACCCGCCCGUUAAGACCACGCCAGACCCGGCCGUUAAGACCUCGCCAGACCCGGCCGUUAAGACCACGCCAGACCCGGCCGUUAAGACCACGCCAGACCCGGCCGUUAAGACCACGCCAGACCCGCCCGUUAAGACCACGCCAGACCCGCCCGUUAAGACCACGCCAGACCCGCCCGUUAAGACCACGCCAGACCCGGCCGUUAAGACCACGCCAGACCCGGCCGUUAAGACCACGCCAGACCCGCCCGUUAAGACCACGCCAGACCCGGCCGUUAAGAACACGCCAGACCCGGCCGUUAAGACCACGCCAGACCCGGCCGUUAAGACCAGAGCAGACCCGGCCAGAAUUGGACAAGACCAAACCAGGCCUGUUCGUAACGACCGCAAGACCUGGUCGUCUCAGCCCCGCCCACAGUCAUUAGGGCUACGGGCUGUUAGUGAUAUUACGCACACUGUUCCCCUGGAGGCCAGUUUCAGGUAA